GUCAACAUUCAAUGAGUCAAAGGAAGAUCAAGAUCCGAUCCUCCGGAGCUUCUCGCAUCAAGCGCACUCUCUGUAAAAGCAACCCUUACAUUUCACUUCACUCGCUUUCGCAAAUCGCAAUAAAUACCUCAAUUGGCUUCCCAAAUAUCUCGUGAACCGUCCACGUGUCACUCCGAGAUUUGCAAACUCUCUCAGUUCAACGUACAGUCUCCCUUCCCAGUUCCCACUCAUCUUCCUCCUCCAUCCGCCACGUUACGUUGCCAUUGCUACACUCUCUCCUCCUCCUCCUCCUCCUUCUUCCUCUUCUUCUUCUUCUUCUUCUUCUUCUUCUUAUAUUCCAAUCUGAUCAAGCUCUUUACUGUUUCUAUUGAAUCCGUUUACCGGCUGCUCCUGUAAUGGCCAGGUGUCUGGUUGUGCCUCUAGCAGCUACAGCACCAUCCCAGCAAUAUUCUUUGUUCCCAAAUUUCCCUUUACAUUCCCAUUCCUUUCCAUCCAAAACCCUUUCCUUUGCCCUUCACAACUCUUCUAAUUGUUAUACCCACUAUACUCUAACUUCACUUUAUCGCCGCCUAUCUCCUGUUGCCGCUCUAGACUCCGACGUUCCUCACUCUCUUCACCAGGGAUCAGCGAAUGUGAAACGCGGUAAGACCUUUGAACAAUGGGAUUCGUGGACAGCGAAAUUUGCCGGAGCAGCAAAUAUCCCAUUUUUGUUACUUCAAAUGCCUCAGAUCAUCCUCAACGCACAAAAUCUAAUGGCUGGAAAUAAAAUUGCCCUUUUGGCUGUACCAUGGCUGGGGAUGCUUACUGGGUUGCUUGGAAAUCUUUCAUUGCUUUCCUACUUUGUGAAAAAGAAGGAAACUGAGGUGAUCGUGGUGCAAACGCUGGGAGUGAUUUCCAUUUAUAUAGUUCUUACUCAGCUUGCAAUGGCAGAGGCUAUGCCUCUGCCCCACUUUGUGGCCACUUCAGUGAUUGUGGCAACUGGGCUGGUGUUGAAUUUCUUCAAUUACCUCGGAAAGCUUAAUGCUGGAAUAUGGCGUUUUUGGGAAGAUAUUAUAACUGUGGGUGGACUCUCAGCUCUUCCACAGGUCAUGUGGUCUACUUUUGUCCCAUAUAUACCAAGCACUAUCUUGCCUGGGGCAAUAGCAUUUGUCAUAGCUGUAACAGCUGUUAUAAUGGCACGAACAGGGAAGCUUUCAGAGAAAGGUGUUAAAUUUGUUGGAGGAAUAUCUGGAUGGACGGCAACUCUUCUUUUCAUGUGGAUGCCAGUUUCACAGAUGUGGACAAAUUUCCUGAAUCCUGAGAACAUCAAAGGCUUAUCAGCCUUCUCAAUGCUGCUUGCUAUGAUUGGAAAUGGACUUAUGAUCCCACGUGCACUCUUAAUUCGCGAUUUUAUGUGGUUCACCGGGUCGACCUGGGCUGCACUCUUUUAUGGGUAUGGGAAUAUUUUAUGCAUGUACUGUUUCAACAGUAUCAGCAGGGAAUUCUUUCUUGCAGCAACAGCUCUUUUGGUUUCAUGGAUAGGAAUGGCUCUGUGGAGAGACACUGUAGUAUACGGAUACAACUCACCUCUGAAAUGCUUGAGAGAGUUGGCUUUUGGCUCAACUUGAAGUUCAAUGAGAUGGUGUCCCAAGAUCUUAUUUCUGAAGCAUGAAAUAUGAAAGUUCAUCUUGACUCCAAAGGUGCCAUUGCUUGAUCAGGAUUGCAGCCAAAGUUUUCCAACCAUGGAAGUUUUAAUUGGAGAGCAUGUUUGUAUGGAGAUCACUUGAUGAACUUCCACCGUACGUUGCUAGUCGUAAUUGAUAUUAUACUAGAAAUUUAGCAUAGGGAUGUCUAGUUAAUAUUUGUAAUAAUUGGUGAUGCAAUUGUUGCCCAAUAAUCAGAUUUUUGAUAGGCAGAUCGAAGUUACAGCAAACAAUUCCUGUAUGAAAUGAAUAGUUUUUCUUUGUAAUAAAGGGUCUGAUUCGUUUCAAUGAAGGCUAGUUUUUUGUUUUA
Molecule: messenger RNA, 1992 nt
Organism: Hevea brasiliensis (rubber tree)
Lineage: Eukaryota; Viridiplantae; Streptophyta; Magnoliopsida; Malpighiales; Euphorbiaceae
Product: maltose excess protein 1, chloroplastic
Exons: 9
Coding region: 396-1607 (403 amino acids)
Cellular component (GO): chloroplast envelope
Molecular function (GO): maltose transmembrane transporter activity
Source: RefSeq, a predicted model, not a curated record